This is a messenger RNA of Gaeumannomyces tritici R3-111a-1, 1383 nucleotides long. RefSeq lists its product as hypothetical. Bases 1 to 1383 code for a protein of 460 amino acids. The record is from RefSeq and is a predicted model, not a curated record. NCBI's taxonomy places the organism in Eukaryota, Fungi, Ascomycota, Sordariomycetes, Magnaporthales, Magnaporthaceae. The transcript has 8 exons.
AUGGCGCUGCGGUUUCAACUUAGGCGCUUCGCAACGGCCAUCACGUGUGCCGCGGGGCUCGGGUUUGGCCAGCACGUCGAUGAGGUCACCCCGGAGCACUUGUCAGCUAUCCUGCUGUACAUCAUGGCGAGCUCCGUUAUCUGGAGCCUCGGAGUGUGCGCCGCCAAAGCCUCCUUCGCCUGUUUCUACCUGCGCCUGAUUUCGGAUCGGCGCUGGGUCCUGGUUAAUCGCCUCGCCAUCGUAUGCUUGCUUUGCCAGGGCAUCGAGCAGUGCCUUUACGAAAUCCUACAGUGUAAACCAAUACACAAGGCUUGGACCCCGGGGGUAGAGGGCACCUGCAUCCCGCUGUGGUGGGGCGGCUUUGCUUUGAACUUGGGCCUCGACCUGAUCCUGUUCAUCGAACCGAUCCCGAUCGUGUGGAGCCUGCAGCUUAUCCCUGUCACCAAGAAGAUCGGCAUCAUUUUUAUGCUAUCGCUCAGGCUCUUGAUAUGCGGCAUUGCUAUAAUCCGCAUCGUCGAUGCCAACAAAACUGGACCGGACGUCACCUACGACCUCGCCGAGCCCAUCUUGUGGUCCCUAGCCGAGAUAGCGGCAUUGAUAAUAUGCCCCUGCGUCCCGAGCAUGCGACAAGCGGUGCUUUAUGCCCCUGGCUCAGCCGAGUGCUCGGACUAUCCACCAAUACUGGAGACGGUGACAGCCGCUAGCAGCCUGGCGGGCCGGGUGAAGAAGGGACCGAGGUUCGGGAAACCGGAAUCGACGGCAGCAGCAGCAGCGGCAGCAACCGAGGGCAGCGGCAACUCGACCAGCCGGUUUGUCUCCCGCCACCUGCGCGGCAUAGUCCAGUUUGGCACCGCCGAUAGGACUACUACAGCUGGCACCGCCACCGCGACUGCCGACCACGGCUGUGGCGGGGAUUUGGAGAGCGGCGCGGGCGGCGGCAUAAGCGGUGGCGAAGCUGCCAGUCCCAGCGACCAGCAGCAAGGACGGCCAAGCCCGCACGACGUGCCGGCGCAGCAUGACCCCGCGUCAGGGGGUACCAACGCUUCCCCAUCGACACCCGCCUCCGGCAGCGGUGGCGACGGCGGCGGCGACGCGACCGCGACGGCAACAACGGCAACAACGGCAACAACGACGAGAGUGGCGAGGGUACACGGCGGCGGGGCGGCUGGCCAGUCGCAGAUCCUGGUGACGCUCGAGAUCGACCACGACGUCGAGGAGGUCCGCGAGCAGAACCGCCAAGAGGAGCAGGCGCUCGCGGCCAGGCAAGGGCACAUCGUGCCCGAGGGGUGGGCGACCACGAGCCUGUCCGUGGGAACAGCCGCGUCUAGUAGGAGCGCGUCGCCUGCGAAGCGCUCGAGGAUCGGAGAUGGGGGUUAUCGCUGA